Messenger RNA from Danaus plexippus (monarch butterfly), 13239 nucleotides. RefSeq names its product titin. The record is from RefSeq and is a predicted model, not a curated record. Gene Ontology annotation, cellular component: cytoskeleton; sperm flagellum; axonemal microtubule. Gene Ontology annotation, biological process: microtubule anchoring. Lineage: Eukaryota; Metazoa; Arthropoda; Insecta; Lepidoptera; Nymphalidae. Gene Ontology annotation, molecular function: microtubule binding.
CACGAACGACUCUCGCGAAUUGUUUAUCUCUAUUUUUAUUUACGUUACAUGGCAAUCGUUUAACUUUAGUGUUUUAAUAUAAGACUCGUGUUUAAGAAUAUUUAAUCAAUUUUUUAAGAAAUAUUUAUUCAGAUUAUUUCGUAUAUAAAUAAAAUAAAGUGACAAAAUGACUAUAAAAAAUAAAAAGACUAAGCAAUCAAAUGCUACCGAAGUGUCCACAUCUAAAAGUGCAUCGAGUAGUGUUCAGAAAUCAAGCACGUCGACGUCUGUGCAGAAAUCAAGCAAUACCUUACAGAAGGUUAGCUCGGGUAAGAAGGUCCGCUACAUUGACGUUAAGGUCGAAGAGGACGACCCGCUUAUGAUUACUGAUAUCACCGAUCAUGCAUCUACGAGCGGUUCUAUUAUAUCAGAACACUACAACAGCCACCCGCACUACAUAAUAACAGAGGCACCAUCGAUUUCCGACUUAUCGCAAGUAAGAUCUCAUGAACAUAAUGUAAGCGACAUGGCGCAAGUGAACACAGGUGAGUUUGUUUCGACUUCUGAGUUACAAGAGUCCUCUACAUCUCACCAACAAAGCUCUAGAAGUGAAAUUCAUCAAACUUCAUCAACAUCUGUGCAACGCUCUGGUUCUAGUCACAGCCAGACAUUUGAUUCUACUGUUGACAACCAAACGCUUAAUACCGCAUUUAUAGACAACUCCUCACAAAAUGUUACAAGAUCUAGUAACAUCAGUAACAACAGUUUCUUGUCUAAAUCCCAAGGAGCAAGUGCUACAGAAUCUUUUAUUGAAUCAGAAAGAACGAAUCUGAUGAAUACUCAAGGAAGAAGACAAUUUCAUUCCAAUCGUGACAAUCUUGCAAAUAAAAUUACUUCGUCCUCUUUUGAUUCAAAAAAUAUGAAUAUUCGCGAGAAUGAACGUUAUAAUUCGCCUGACUCUCGAAGGGCACAGACUGUUAAGUCUGACAGUUCAAAUUUUUAUGGUGGUCAAGGUACUCUUGAUAAGAAUGUUAAGUCGACAGAGUUUAGCACCACGUCUCAUUCUAGUGAGACUAAAAGUAGUAACGUGACAAAGUCGUCAUCGUCAUCCUAUGUUGUUGAAAUUGUUGAUGGAAAAGAACGGAUAGUCGACAGUUCUAAAAGAGAGUGGGGUGAUGCCCAAGAACACGCAACAAAAGAGGAUUACGCUAGUAUAAGCGGUACUAACAUCAAGCCGGAGAGUGCAUAUAGUGUUCAAAAUUAUGAUAUGAAAUCAAAGUAUGAUACUGGAAAACCUGGAAUAAAACCAACAAGUGAAAAGACCGUUAAAGAAAAUUCUAAAUUUGUUAAGGAUGGAACUCAGAUCACGAGUCAUGAGAGCCUUAUUUCUCAUAAAGAUAAUGCAAUACAACAGCAGCAUAGCUCAACUACUCACGAGGAAUUAACUGCUAGGGAUAAUAUUCAGUCAGAUAGCGUGGAUAGAAGACACAUUUCUUUCCGUGACAACUCUCACUCCGAUAUAUCCAACCAACAUCAACAAAUUAUUUCAAAUGAAAAUCUACAGACUGAUACUAUUGACAAGAGUCAUACUGUUUCAGAGAGUCGAGAAAUUAAUACUCAGUCUAUGGAGAGUCAGAAAAAUAUAAGCAGCAAAGUAACAAGUGAAAAUACCGUUAACACUAGACGUGAUAUGAAUAAGACAGAUUCAUCAAAUUUCUAUGGAUAUGACUCCACAAUACAAAAUCAAUUGAAAAAAGUAGGUGAUAUUCUACAAAUAAGAGAUACGGAAAACCUGAACUAUUCCACUAAAAUAUUAAAAAGUAAUACGAGCAGUGCACACCAAGAAUCAACAUCAUCCUAUGUCUUCGAGGUUGUGGAUGGGAAGCAAAGAAUUGUUGAUAGCGCUCACAGAGAAUGGGGUGAUAGUAAAGAUCAUUCAACACAUGAAAAGAGCCACUACAUAAGUGGAACAAACAUUAAACCAGAGCACGAAUAUACCCGACACGUUCUUGACAAAGAAUCAUUUUAUGACACUGGAAAGGAUGGCGUUCCUAAAAGUGGUUCAUAUGUAACAGAAGAAUCUGCUUUAUACAAAAAUGGAAAGGAGAUAGCGUCAACAAGUAACACAUACGGUGGUGAUUUUACAAGGAAACCUGCCAUAACAGAGCAUACUACCGACGGGGUCGAUGUCUAUGACCAACAAAUACAACAACAACAAAAGACAACAACAACAAAAGAACAAAAUCUGCAGUCUAAUACAAAUAUAUCUAAAUCAACAGAUACUCAAACACAUAUUCAGGAUUCUGAAACCGUAAAGCAAAGCACCGAUUUUAUAACGAAAGAAAAACAAAAUCUUACGAAAGAAACAACAUCGUCCACUUCUCAAUCUAAAGACACUCUAACAACGUAUGAAAGGAGCACCGGUACUUGGAAUGGUAAAUUUAUUUAUGAAAAUGAAGAUGACAGACCGAAGCGCCCGAAACAAAUGUCGCCUUUUGGGAAACCUGAGCAACCAAGGCAUCAUUUAAAGAGGCAAGAUACGGAAGAAAAUAUCAUAUUAUCAUCAAAGGACAUUAAAGAUUUCACUUCCAUAAGUGACCUUAGAAAAAUUAUUGAAACUUCACAGUCGAAUAAAGACGUCAAAGUAAGCAAUAAGAAUAUUGUUAUCAGGAGAAAUAUUGAUGACAAAGUUUUAAAGGAAAUUAUUGAAACUGUUAAGAAAUAUCCCUUCAAACGGAUAGAUAAAGUUACUUUCGGUACUAAAAUUAACGAAGAUGUUAAAGAUUUAUACGAAGGCAUCGACACGGAAGAAACAACUAUUAUGCACACCACAACAGAGGGUGCAUUAAAGAAGUCAUUCGACAUUGAGAAAACCAGGAGCCAGAUUGAAGUGACGCGAUACAUAACUGAAAAUGGUGUCACCAGAAAAGAAACAACCUAUGAAGAUGCAAAAGAAGAUGAGAAGAUUAAGACAGAUGUUUUUGUCGACAAUAGUGCGUUAGACAUCAAAAAUUUGAAGGAUGUCCGCACUACGAAAGAUAUACGCGAAUACGACGUGGUUGACCGAGCUAUAACGGACACUACGAGGGAGGACACCGUCGUCAGCACCGUCUACGAUGAACAUAUCCUAGACGACAGAAAAACAGUGCGAGAUGACAGGACCAUCAUCGAAGAGACUGUUCGUCGGGAUGAGACCAGGCCAAAACAAGGUGGCCCCAAAAAACCUGAGAAAAUCAUAGAAAAGGAACAGUGCAUCUGUGAAAUCUGCACUUGUGGGCGUCACCGCUGCCCACACAACGAUGUCCCGGAGCCAUUGUUCGAUGUGGAGAAGCACACUACGAGCGUUGUCUCCGCAUACCAACAAGACUACGACGAAAAGUACGUAAAUCGUACAAGCGCAGUCUAUCAUGAAGAUCAUUUGAGACUUGAAGGGGAAUUUAUAGAACCUGAGCGACCGCACUGGCAGCCUGUCGAACGUCCCAAAGCCAAGAAACCAGAAGAUAAUCUGAGGCCUGAAGGUGAUUUCGAAAAAAGACGUCCAGAAGAAUGGCGUCCAGGUGAAAGAGCUCCUAUUAAAAAACCAGAAGAUAAUUUAAAACCGGAGGGUGAUUUUGCAAAGCGAAAACCCGAGGAAUGGCGUCCGGGGGAUAGAGCGCCUGUUCGCCGACCUGAGGAUAACUUGAAACCUGAAGGGGACUUUGAAGACAGAAAACCACAGGAAUGGCAACCAGGAGACAGGGCUCCCGUUAAAAGACCACAGGAUAACCUCAAGCCAGAAGGUGAAUUUGAACAGAGGCGGCCUGAUGAAUGGAGACCGGGUGAUCGUGCUCCAACACGUCGCCCUCAAGAUAAUCUAAGACCGGAAGGUGAAUUUACCACUCCUGAAAAAGACAGCUGGCGUCCCGCAGAUCGACAGAUACCGAAAAAACCAGAAGAUAACUUACGACCUGAAGGAGAAUUUGAAAGACCCAAACCGGAGGAAUGGCGUCCAGGGGAUAGAGCGCCUGUUCGCCGACCUGAGGAUAACUUGAAACCUGAAGGGGACUUUGAAGACAGAAAACCACAAGAAUGGCAACCAGGAGACAGGGCUCCCGUUAAAAGACCACAGGAUAACCUCAAGCCAGAAGGUGAAUUUGAACAGAGGCGGCCUGAUGAAUGGAGACCGGGUGAUCGUGCUCCAACUCGUCGCCCUCAAGAUAAUUUAAGACCGGAAGGUGAAUUUACCACUCCUGAAAAAGACAGCUGGCGUCCCGCAGAUCGACAGAUACCUAAAAAACCAGAAGAUAACUUACGACCUGAAGGAGAAUUUGAAAGACCCAAACCGGAGGAAUGGCGUCCAGGAGACAGAGCGCCUGUUCGCCGACCUGAGGAUAAUUUGAAACCUGAAGGGGACUUUGAAGACAGAAAACCACAAGAAUGGCAACCAGGAGACAGGGCUCCUGUUAAAAGACCACAGGAUAACCUCAAACCGGAAGGUGAAUUUGAACAGAGGCGACCUGAUGAAUGGAGACCGGGUGAUCGUGCUCCAACUCGUCGCCCUCAAGAUAAUCUAAGACCGGAAGGUGAAUUUACCACUCCUGAAAAAGACAGCUGGCGUCCCGCAGAUCGACAGAUACCUAAAAAACCAGAAGAUAACUUAAGACCUGAAGGAGAAUUUGAAAGACCCAAACCAGAAGAAUGGCGUCCUGGUGAUAGAGCACCUGUUCGUCGACCUGAGGAUAACUUAAAACCAGAAGGUGAUUUUGAGCGUCGAAAGCCGGAAGAAUGGCAACCUGGAGAUAGAGCUCCAGUACGGCGGCCACAGGAUAACUUAAAACCUGAAGGAGAUUUUACAACUCCAGAGAAAACUUCUUGGAAACCUUCUGAACGUCAAAAACCUAUAAAACCGCAAGACAAUCUCAAACCAGAAGGAGAAUUUACAACUCCGAAAAAGGAAGACUGGAAACCUGCUGAAAGACCUCAACAGAAAAAGCCAUUAGAUAAUCUAAAACCUGAAGGAGACUUCACAUCGUCAAGCACAAAAACUGAAGAUUUCAAAGUUGUUAUUGGUGAAAGGGCAGAAAUUGUUCGACGAACUGACAAUAUUAUCACUGAAGGAGAGUUCAUAGAUUCCACCACAUCGCGUUCUGAGUACACAGUAAAACCCGUGGAGAAGCUAAAACCUGUGAGGAGAAACACAUGGACUAAAAUUGAAGGGGAAAUGAUAACCGAAACAACAUCACAAUCUGAAUACAUUGAUUAUACUGACAUCGUUGAAAGAACUUCUAAGAUAACGAAAAUGACAGAUAAUUUAAUAUGUGAAGGUGUUGUCGAUUUUGUUACGUCCAAUCAACAGGAUUAUGCUGAAAAAACAACGACCGUAGAACGUCCACAAAGACGUCGAACAUGGACAAAAGAAGAUUUUGAAAAGUUUCAUUCAACAGAAAACGUAGAGACUUUAACAACUACACAAGAAGAGUAUCGAACUUUGGAACAAAAAACGCCAAAGCGAAUUAAACCUAUGAAGCCUAAGGAUAACCUUAGGCCUGAAGGAGACUUUGAAAAACCACAACAAGAAGAAUGGUAUCCUGCUGAACGACCGAAGCAAAAGAAACCCGAAGACAAUUUACGUCCUGAGGGAGAAUUUACAACUCCUGAAAAACAGCAAUGGCGACCUGCUGAACGUCCUCAACAAAAGAAACCUGAGGAUAAUUUACGUCCUGAAGGUGAUUUUGAACAAAGAAAACCAGAUGAGUGGCAGCCUGCUGAUCGUCCUGUUCAGAGAAAACCUAAGGAUAACCUUAAACCAGAAGGUGAGUUUGAAACGCCAGAAAAAGAGCGAUGGCGGCCUGCCGAAAGGCCCCAACAAAAGAAGCCUCAGGAUAACUUACGUCCUGAAGGUGAUUUUGAACAAAGAAAACCAGAUGAAUGGCAACCAGCUGACCGACCAGUUCAAAAGAAACCAAAAGACAAUCUCAAACCGGAAGGUGAAUUUGAAACCCCAGAAAAGGAGCGUUGGCGUCCUGCUGAACGACCACAACAGAAGAAACCUGAAGACAAUCUACGUCCUGAAGGUGAUUUUGAACAAAGAAAACCAGAUAAGUGGCAGCCUGCUGAACGUCCUGUUCAAAAGAAACCAAAAGACAAUCUUAAACCGGAAGGGGAAUUUGAGACGCCAGAAAAAGAGCGAUGGCAGCCUGCUGAAAGACCCAAACAAAAGAAGCCUCAGGAUAACUUACGUCCUGAAGGUGAUUUUGAACAAAGAAAACCAGAUGAAUGGCAACCAGCCGACCGUCCAGUUCAAAAGAAACCAAAAGACAACCUUAAACCGGAGGGUGAAUUUGAAACUCCAGAAAAGCAGCGUUGGCGUCCUGCUGAACGACCUCAACAGAAGAAACCUGAAGACAAUCUACGACCUGAAGGAGAUUUUGAACAAAGAAAACCAGACGAGUGGCAGCCUGCUGAUCGUCCUAUCCAAAAGAAGCCAAAAGACAACCUUAAACCAGAAGGUGAUUUUGAAACGCCAGAAAAAGAGCGAUGGCGGCCUGCCGAAAGACCCCAACAAAGGAAACCUCAGGAUAACUUACGUCCUGAAGGUGAUUUUGAACAAAGAAAACCAGAUGAAUGGCAACCAGCCGACCGUCCAGUUCAAAAGAAACCAAAAGACAACCUUAAACCGGAGGGUGAAUUUGAAACUCCAGAAAAGGAGCGUUGGCGUCCUGCUGAACGACCUCAACAGAAGAAACCUGAAGACAAUUUACGACCUGAAGGAGAUUUUGAACAAAGAAAACCAGAUGAGUGGCAGCCUGCUGAUCGUCCUGUACAGAGAAAACCUAAGGAUAACCUAAAACCUGAAGGUGAAUUUGAAACGCCGGAAAAAGAGCGAUGGAGGCCUGCCGAAAGACCCCAACAAAUGAAGCCUCAGGACAACUUACGUCCUGAAGGUGAUUUUGAACAAAGAAAACCAGAUGAAUGGCAACCAGCCGACCGUCCAGUUCAAAAGAAACCAAAAGACAACCUUAAACCGGAGGGUGAAUUUGAAACUCCAGAAAAGGAGCGUUGGCGUCCUGCUGAACGACCUCAACAGAAGAAACCUGAAGACAAUUUACGACCUGAAGGAGAUUUUGAACAAAGAAAACCAGAUGAGUGGCAGCCUGCUGAUCGUCCUGUACAGAGAAAACCUAAGGAUAACCUAAAACCUGAAGGUGAAUUUGAAACGCCGGAAAAAGAGCGAUGGAGGCCUGCCGAAAGACCUCAACAAAAGAAGCCUCAGGACAACUUACGUCCUGAAGGUGAUUUUGAACAAAGAAAACCAGAUGAAUGGCAACCAGCCGACCGACCAGUUCAAAAGAAACCAAAAGAUAACCUUAAACCUGAAGGUGAAUUUGAAACUCCAGAAAAGGAGCGUUGGCGUCCUGCUGAACGACCGCAACAAAAGAAACCUAAAGAUAAUCUACGUCCUGAAGGAGAUUUUGAACAAAGAAAACCAGAUGAGUGGCAGCCUGCUGAUCGUCCCGUUCAGAGAAAACCAAAAGACAACCUUAAACCGGAAGGCGAAUUCGAAACUCCAGAAAAGAGGAUGGCGUCCUGCCGAAAGACCCAACAAAAGAAGCCUCAGGAUAACUUACGUCCGGAAGGUGAUUUUGAACAAAGAAAACCAGAUGAAUGGCAACCAGCCGACCGCCCAGUUCAAAAGAAACCAAAAGACAAUCUCAAACCAGAAGGUGAAUUUGAAACUCCAGAAAAGAACGGGCGUCCUGCUGAACGACCGCAGCAGAAGAAACCUGAAGACAAUCUACGUCCUGAAGGUGAUUUUGAACAAAGAAAACCAGAUGAAUGGCAUCCAGCCGACCGCCCAGUUCAAAAGAAACCAAAAGACAAUCUUAAACCAGAAGGUGAAUUUGAAACUCCAGAAAAGGAGCGUUGGCGUCCUGCUGAACGACCGCAACAGAAGAAACCGAAAGACAAUCUACGUCCUGAAGGAGAUUUUGAACAAAGAAAACCAGAUGAGUGGCAGCCUGCUGAUCGUCCCGUUCAGAGAAAACCAAAAGACAACCUUAAACCGGAAGGCGAAUUCGAAACUCCAGAAAAAGAGCGAUGGCGUCCUGCCGAAAGACCCCAACAAAAGAAGCCUCAGGAUAACUUACGUCCUGAAGGAGAUUUUGAACAAAGAAAACCAGAUGAUUGGCAACCAGCAGAGCGUCCUGUUCAAAAGAAACCAAAAGAUAAUCUUAAACCGGAAGGUGAAUUUGAAACCCCUGAAAAGGAGCGUUGGCGUCCUGCAGAACGACCGCAACAGAAGAAACCUGAAGACAAUCUACGUCCUGAAGGUGAUUUUGAACAAAGAAAACCAGAUGAGUGGCGUCCUGCUGAUCGUCCUGUACAAAAGAAACCAAAAGAUAAUCUUAAACCGGAAGGUGAAUUCGAAACUCCAGAAAAAGACAGAUGGCGCCCUGCAGAACGUCCACAACCCAAAAAACCUCAAGAUAAUUUACGUCCUGAAGGAGAUUUUGAACAAAGAAAACCAGAUGAAUGGCACCCAGCCGAUCGUCCCGUUCAAAAGAAACCAAAAGAUAAUCUUAAACCGGAAGGUGAAUUUGAAACCCCAGAAAAGGAGCGUUGGCGUCCUGCAGAACGACCGCAACAGAAGAAACCUGAAGACAAUCUACGUCCUGAAGGUGAUUUUGAACAAAGAAAACCAGAUGAGUGGCGUCCUGCUGAACGACCUCAACAGAAGAAACCUAAGGACAAUUUACGACCUGAAGGAGAUUUUGAACAACGGAAACCAGAUGAAUGGCACCCAGCCGACCGUCCCGUGCAAAAGAAACCAAAAGAUAAUCUUAAACCGGAAGGUGAUUUUGAAACUCCAGAAAAAGAUCGUUGGCGUCCUGCUGAACGACCUCAACAGAAGAAACCUAAGGACAAUUUACGACCUGAAGGAGAUUUCGAACAACGGAAACCAGAUGAAUGGCACCCUGCCGACCGUCCCGUGCAAAAGAAACCAAAAGAUAAUCUAAAGCCUGAAGGGAAAUUUGAAAAACCGAAACAACCUGAAUGGCAACCCGCUGAACGGCCAAAGGCGAAAAAGCCAGAAGAUAACCUAAAACCAGAGGGAGAUUUCAAUACUCCCAAAAGAGACAAAUGGCAACCAGCUGAAAGGCCUGAAGUAAAGAAACCUAAGGAUAACUUAAAACCUGAGGGUGAAUUUGAAAAACCAAAACCUGAAGAAUGGCAGCCAGCUGAGAAACAAACCCCUAAAAAACCACAAGAUAAUCUAAAGCCAGAAGGUAAUAUGGAAAUUACUCGUCGUACUGAUUAUGUGGUUACAAAAGGUGAUCGCGCUGAUAUCGUAAAACAUGAGGAUCACUUGAAAAUGGAAGGUGUUAUUGAUACACGUCGUUCAAGAGAUGAUUACAAACGUAUUGAAAGAACAGAGAAAGUAGUUAUACAGAAGCAUGAAGAUAAUUUAAGGACUGAAGGUAAAUUUAUUGAUCUUCAGACUCGUGACGAUUAUAGAGCUACAAAGGGCGAGAGGGCGCCAGUAGUCAAACCUCAAGAUAAUCUUAAGACUGACGGUAAAUUUUAUACACCGGAAGUAGUUCCAUCUCAACCUGCUGAGAAACGCAAGCCUUUUAAACAUGUCGAUAAUAUUACUCUUGAAAGAGAGACGGACACACGGUUUAAACAAAACGUUGAUCGAGUGGAUAUUAUCCGAAGAGAAGAUAAUCUUAAAAUAGAAGGCGAAUUUAUAGAUAUGAAGCAACGAAAUGAUUAUAGCUCAGUUAAAGGAGACAGAACUGCAAUAGUUAAGCAUGAGGACAAUCUCAAAAUGGAAGGGACAAUGGAAAAUACACGUUCUUCAGACACCUACAGGGUUGUAAAGGGUCAAAGAGUAAAAUUGACAAGAAGAGAGGAUAAUCUUAAAAUUGAAGGUGUUUUCGAAGAUCAUGUUAGAAGAAAUGAUUUUAAUAAAACGACCAAGAAUGUAAAGUCUUCUAUAACAUAUGAUACUAGUGAUCAAAAAACUGUUAACGACAGGGUUCAAGGUUCUGUAUAUGACACUCGUUUACCGAAAGAACAAUAUGAAACUUCGCCAAUAAACAAGAUACCAUCUAAUAAAGAUACAACAUAUCUUAUUAACGAAAACGUUGAUUCAGGAUCUACAACUAAAGUCGUGCGGUACUAUGAAAGUGACAAUACACAUCAUGUAACAUCUUCUGACUCUUCUAAAUCUCAACGCACUGAGACCAUGAAAACUACUGAUAUUAAAAAGACACAAAGAGGUCCUUAUGAUAAGGAAAAGCCAAAAGACGUCUAUGAUUCAGGUGAUUUUGUACCUGAGAAGGUUUAUCCAGAAGGUAGUGUCAAGCCAAAGGACGAAUUGGGCCAUCUGAAAAGACCGCAAUUGCAAACAAAUGAAAUAUCAAGCCCUAUACAGCCAAGGGAAAGUAAACGUCCUGAUGAUGAGACUGAUUCGUCAAAAAUGUCACGAGGUGAAAUUCACCGCCCUACGGGUUCACAAUGGCAACCGGGCGAUAGAAGCAGUCCGAUUAGACCAAAAGAUAGUUCUCCAAUUGAAGACGGUAAAGACACUCCAAGAAAAUCUGAUAGUGAAACAGAUUUUCCACAAAGACGAACCCAAUGGCAGCCAGGCGACAGAGCAAGCCCCUUCCGACCAAAGGAUAAUUUACAUAUUCCAGAUAUUAAAGGAAGUUCAAGAAGACCCAAUGGUGAGUCCGAUCAUCCUCAGAGAAGUCAAUGGCAACCUAGUGACAGAGCGAGUCCUAUUCGACCACAAGAUAAUUUGCAUGUUCGAGAUAGCAAAGACAUCUUAACAAGGCCGGAAGAUGGGUCAGAUUAUCCUCAAAACUCCCAAUGGCAGCCUGGCCAAAGAGCUACUCCAAUUCGGCCAAAAGAUAAUUUACAUACUCCAGACAAUAAAGACGUUACAAGAAAGUUUGAAGACCGAUCAGAUCAUCCUCAAAGACCUCAAUGGCAACCUGGUGAAAGAGCAAGUCCUAUUCGACCAAAAGACAAUUUACACACUCAAGACAAUAAAGAAUCACCGAAGAGACCCGAAUACGAAACAGAUUUAAGUAAACCAGAAAAAACAAGAGGAAUUUCUGGACCAGGUCAAGUAAGGCACAUUUCUGAUAUGAGUAAAUACGAUUCCAGGACUACUACUUCUACUGAUGAUAUCCAUAAGAUUGAUAGUAGCAAUCAGACUUUACAUACAUCAAAAGUAAGCAUGAGUGAUGUACGUCAAGAGAGCAAUGUGAAGACGACUCAUUCGGAAAUAUCUUCUAAACAUACUAAUAUUCGUAGUUCUAAUGUAGAACAUUUUGAUCAAUCUAAAACCGGAACACAAACACAACAUUUCAUAACAAACAGGGAUAAGAAUGAAAGUGGUAGAUCAACUGAUGUUUUAAAACAAACGGAUAAUUUAUCACACCAAGACGUUAGCAGUCGUGAUCAUACUAAUCGUAUAAUUUCGAAGAAUACUACAGAACGCAACAUUAUAAAACAAGAUGUAAAACAAAGCAAAACUAUGUCAUCGGUAACCAAAACAAUGAAACAAGUGACGGAAAAGAAAUUGAUUGGAGGUAAAUGGGUAAAUGUAACAAGAAAUGUAGAAGUUUCUAACACCAGUCUCGGCGACACACAUUCAAAUAGAAAUGGUCACAUUGUUAGUUCCUCUACACCAAAUAAGCAGACAAACUCUAUGGAAAAAAUAGUUACCUCCGACAGCAGAAAUAACUUACAAAAUCAAACACAUUCUUCAAAUACAACGUAUAUUAUAGAAGGUAAACAUGAUGUUAAUCAUAAUGCAAACCAAUCCACACAGCGGUCUGUUUCUGAAAAGCAAUAUGUAAAUCAAAAUCUUCAAGGAAAAUCACGUAAAGCAAUCAUUUCAGAACAACAUGUUGAUUCCUCGUCAAGUCAAAAUAAACAAAUUGGACAAAAUAGUUAUGUGUCAUCUGAUGUUCGAUCCAGCGAACACAGCUCCAAGUCGGUGCAACAUGGAAGAGAAACAAUUCAUUCUAAUACAAAUAUAAAACAUGAUAACACAAAAUAUACACCGAAGCAAAUGCUAAAAGAAACCAAUUUAAUGAAAGUCAUGACAUUUUAAACCAAAAUAUAAAUCAAACACAUUACAACACUCAAUCUGGUGGUAGUAAUGUUGAUGGAAGGUCAAGGAACGUGCUAUCCAGUCACACAGAGAAUAAUAUUUCAAGAUCAUCUUCAACUCACCAUUCUCACACAGUAAAUCGUAGCCAUUUGAGCGAUAGUGUGAAUAAAACAAGUAUGGAAUUCCAACGAGCUAUGCAUGGUGGUGGAGAAGUUUUAGUUAGCUCCAAUGAAAACACAGCACGUAUUGGUCACCACAAACGUACUUCCGACUUGGUGUCAGAUGCUUCUAGCACUAACGCGGUUCUACAUAGGAAGGGAAUAACCUCUACGACAGAAGCACAACAUUCGAUAAGUUCUACAGCUGCUGCUCAACGUAAAAGUAUAAUAAAUCUCAGUGACCGCGGUGAAUAUAUAAGCAAUUCAACCCAUAGUGCUGAUAGAAAAAGUAUUAGCUCCAUGCACCGAUCAGGUCGGGAUAACGCUGUAUCAUCACACAGCUCUGAAAAUGUCGAUGUGAGACGUCAGCAAAAGAGAGAUGGUGAAUCUACUUUGAUUAUCGAGCGUCAACCUAGAGUGGUAUCGAGAGACAAUCUGCGAGUUGGUGGUGAAUUUUAUGGUCAUUCUGAAGCCCGUUCCUACGGUAACUUUUCGAGGUCCGACCACACCGCGAGAUCUGAACGCACAGAAAGAGUAGAGCGGCAGACGAGGACUGGUACAACAUCGCAUUUCGUAUUAGGAGAUGGCAGUUCAAGCUACAAGAGAGAAUACACAACGCAUGUCCAUGGCACUUGUCCUGCCACACUGAUUGAAUCUCCCCGCACCCCGUUCAAGCAUACACGCGAUUCUCGCGAGCACAAAUUUUAUACGGCGAAAAUAACUCAGCAAAAGUCAUAAAAAGUACUAUAUAUCUGAAUAACUUUCCUAACAACAAGAAAAUAUCAUUCCUCACUUAUUAUUGCUAUAAAAAUAUAAAGAUGUAUUUAUUAAAAGUUAACAAUACUAGUCUUAAGAAUUAUAUCGUUGUGCCUCCUAAUUACAUAAUCGUUUAUGCAUAAUAUUGAUAAAAAAUGUAAUAUUCGUAACAUUUAUAUGUAUUGCUAUAUUUUUCUUUUUUUAAACAUUGCCAUGUAAUAAAUUUUAUAUUUAAUA